Messenger RNA from Mauremys reevesii (Reeves's turtle), 1529 nucleotides. RefSeq names its product proteasome 26S subunit, non-ATPase 9 (gene PSMD9). Bases 44 to 676 code for a protein of 210 amino acids. Lineage: Eukaryota; Metazoa; Chordata; Testudines; Geoemydidae. Gene Ontology annotation, biological process: proteasome regulatory particle assembly. Gene Ontology annotation, molecular function: protein binding. Gene Ontology annotation, cellular component: cytoplasm; nucleus. The transcript has 6 exons. The record is from RefSeq and is a predicted model, not a curated record.
CGGCACGUGACCCGCGCGCGGGCGUUGUUGCUGGGCCGGGGCGAUGGCGGAGGAGGAGGCCGGGCCUGACGCGCUGAGCGUGCGCGAGGUGCAGGAGCUGGUCCGCAGGAAGGAUGAGCUCGAGGCCCAGAUCAAAGCCUGUUUCGCGGUGCUGGAGGGGCAAAAGGGGGUCGGGAUGAACGAGCCGCUGGUCGAUGCUGAAGGGUAUCCACGUGCCGAUGUUGAUGUGUACCAAGUCCGUGCAGCCAGGCAUAACAUCAUCUGUUUGCAGAAUGAUCACAAGGCCCUAAUGCUGCAAGUGGAAAAAGCUCUCCACCAGCUGCAUGCCCGAGAGAAGGAGAAGCAGGCAAAGGAUGAGGCAGAAGCUCAGGCCGAGGCAAUGAAUCAGAACCAGAGUCUGCCGCAGCCCUUCGCAAGAGUGAAUGCUGUCACGCCAGGUUCUCCCGCCAGCAUCUCGGGAUUACAGGUUGAUGAUGAGAUCAUUGAGUUUGGCUCUGUCGACACACACAACUUCCAGACACUGCAGAAUAUUGCCACCGUGGUGCAGCACAGCGAAGGGAAACCACUGAGUGUGACCGUGAUUCGUGGCGGCAAGAAAUUACACCUCGGGCUCACGCCAAAGCACUGGGCUGGGAAAGGACUGCUGGGAUGCAAUAUUCUCCCCUUGCAAAGAUAACUGGCUUGGAAGACAAUAAGAUCAAAGUUUGUACUUUUUGAACUCCAACCUGGUUUGAAAAGUUCCUUUUGCAACCUACAUCUACUUGCUGACACUGGAGUGUUUAUAAUGGGUUCUGAGGCUCUGACCUCCAGCCUGCUGGAUAUACUGCACCUGAAUUGCUUUCAACAGACCUGUGCGUGGUCAUGAUUAGUAAUUGUACUGAUUCAUAGGGAAUAGAUUGUAGAGUCAUAGGACCUGAUUUUGACUUCACUUGCACUGAUGUAAAUCAGGUGUGAGAUCAAAGUAAGGUCCAUGCUUUUUGUUUAGUUAGAAUCCAUGCCAAAUUAUUCUGUAACAUUUAGUGAAUGUUUUUUUUUCUGUUUUUUCAUGGGAAGUAACAUUUACCAAUAAAGAAUUAAGCUGGGUUUUUGUGUUUUUGGUGAGAAUUUACAUUCAUUUUUAAUCUAAAGUCUUCCUGAACAGGUCAGCACAUUGUACAAAUGUUCUAAGUAUUACUCCAAUUUCUGGAUUGCAUUUUAUAUUGUCAGUGAAAUACAAGUGCACACUGAAGAAAUGUACAAAUAUGAUUUUGAACAUGGUGUUACAAAAACGUUUGUGGUCACUACAUCUGAAAGGUUUUUUUUUUUAAUUGUUUGAUUUAUGCUGUCUUAAAUUGGUGAGAUUGAAGGGGUGCUAUGAUACUUUCUCAUAGCUUGGACUAUAAUAUAGUUCUAAGUUGGUUUAUAUUGAGUUUCUUGUUAAUUUUAUUUUCUGUGCUGUAGAUUUUGGGUUGCAUACACUGCAAGGGAACUUUUAUUGGCUUGGUUUGUUUUUAAACCAGUUUCUAUUGGAAUUCUUUAAAAAAAAAAAA